Messenger RNA from Rotaria sordida, 1611 nucleotides. The record is from the annotation of a GenBank genome assembly. NCBI's taxonomy places the organism in Eukaryota, Metazoa, Rotifera, Eurotatoria, Philodinida, Philodinidae.
AUGACAUUUGAAUCAUCAUUAGCUGAACAACAACAACGUGCUAUUGCUGAACUUUAUCUACAUUCAAAAUGGACUAAAGCAAGUUUAGCACUUGAAGAUGAAAAUUUAAUUAUUGAAUAUGCAACUAAUAAACGUGAUCAACAAAUAUUAAUUGAAGAAUUAUAUAAUCAUACGAAUAUAUCAAAUCAAAAUUUAAUACCAAAUACUAGAUCAUCUAUUUAUGAUCCAUCAGAUACUAUUACCAGUCAAAAACGUAUAGUGAAAAUAAUAAAACCAGAUAAUGUUGGACUUGGAAUAAGUAUAAAAGGUGGAAGAGAAAAUCGAAUGCCUAUAUUAAUAAGUAAAAUAUUUCCAAAUCUACCAGCUGAUCAAAAUGGACAACUUCAUAUUGGCGAUGCUAUACUUUCAGUAAAUGGAAAAGAUUUACAACAUGUUUCACAUGAAGAAGCUGUACAAAUAUUAAAAACAGCAGGAAAAGACGUUGAACUUGAAGUUCGAUAUUUACGAGAAAUAAAUAUUUUAAUGCAAAAACAAACUUUUUUAUCUUCUCAAAAACAACAAUCUGAAAAUAAUCUAAUCGAAUCAAAUUAUAAACGAAAUAUGACACCUAUAUCUUAUCAAUCAUCAAAUGAUUCAAUUUUCUAUGAAACAAAACGUAUACCUCUUCGUUUAUGUUAUGUUUUUCGUCGUUCAUCAUCAGCUAGUGAUAUUCUUGUUUUAUCAUCUUCAUUUUUACCUCCAUUAACAGCAUCACCAUUAUUAAUAAAUGAUAUAAAUGGUUCAAUAUUAGAUAUUAUUUUACCUCAUAUACAAACAUGUUAUAGUAUACGUUUUGUUGAUAAUAUGUAUGCUCGAAAAUGGUUUUAUAUACUUCAUUCCAAAAUUUCUCGUUAUCUUUUGGAUAUUUUACCUGAAAUUGAAGAACAUCUUAUUAUUACACGUAAUACUAAUGAAAUAAAAGCAUUAGGAUGGUUAGCUGAACAAGUUAAUUAUGAUGAAAUAACAACAAUAAAAUCAUGGCGACCUAUUUUUCUUAUUUUAACAGAUUCAGAAAUAUGUUUUUUCGGUUCUUCAUUUAUAUCAAGACAAAUCUGUCGUGAAUUAGAUAUUGUCUAUCCCAUACUUGGAAGCAGAUUUAUUCGACCAAUUCGUGAUUCAUCAAUUGAUAUUGAUAUAUCAUUAUUAACAUUACGUGUUGGAACUAAAUUUGGUAUUGUGACACAUACAUUUCGAAUUCAAACAAAACUUGACUUAGAUUAUUGGACAAAUAGAAUGAGUCAAUGUUUACAAAAUGCUGUUAUACGUACAAAAGAAGUUGUUUUUCCUUGUAAAUGGAAUAAUCGUACAUGUAAAUUAUAUUUACAUUAUGAAGAUGGUUUUACAUUAUGUACUGAUCCCGAAAGUGGUUAUACUCAAGUUCGUUUACUUUGGGAAGAACCAUUUGAAAAACUUCGUUCAUCAUCAGAUGAUAAUGAUCAUUUACUUAUGUUAGAUUUUCAUGGAGAAGAAGGUGUUAUGCAAUUAUAUUUUGAUACAUCACCAAAACCAUUUGUCUUCCAUUUACAUGCAUUUUUAUCAACUAAAGCAGCACGAAAUGGUCUUAUCAGAUAA